CCCUGGGGCUGCCCAGGUGCUCCGAGGGAGGAGGACAGCCGCCCAGGUGCCUGCUCCCUGCGCCUGCGCUCUGCGUGCUCCGCCUCGCCAGGUGCGCCCCGCCCCCUCCCUGGCCGGCCACCUUCAGGAGCUGUUUCGAGGCGCCCGCCAUUGGCCUUACCGCCCACUGAGCGUUUGUAGGUGUGGUGGGGGUCUGAACGGUGGGAGCGUCGCCGAGGGCAAGGGACCAGCGAGGGGCGGACAGAAGCAUCGUGGGCGUAUCAGACCGAGCGUCCGCACACCGAAGGUCCGACAAGUCCUCCUCGAGACUCCGGCGGACGCGCCGGCGCGGGACCUCGCAGACCCCCUGGGAGCGCCAGCACCUGAACACGAGGCACCGCAGUGCGCGUGCGCGGCAAGGGUCUUCCCGCACCUGAUCGCGAGACCCUGACGGCCAGCGGAUCCAGGCUUCGCCUGCGCCGCCGGUUGGAGCCAGUCAUGGCGCAGCUGUGUGAGCCUAGGCGGUGCGGGGCGCUCCUCGCCCUGCUGGCCUCGCUGCUCCUCUUCGGGGCUGAGGCGGCCGACGGAGAACGUAGCGUCCACGACUUCUGCCGAGUGUCGAAGAUAGUGGGAAGAUGCCGGGCCUCCUUCCCUAGGUGGUGGUACAAUGUCACUGACGGAUCCUGCCAGCAGUUUGUGUAUGGCGGCUGUGAGGGGAAUAAGAAUAACUACUUGACCAAGGAGAAGUGUCUUGAGAAGUGUGCCGGUGUCACAGAGAACACCAUUGACGACGUGGCCUCUGGCAGGAAUGGAGCAGAUUCCUCUGUCCCAAGUGUUCCCAGAAGGCAGGAUUCUGAUGACCUUUCCAGUGACAUUUUCAACUAUGAAGAAUACUGCACUGCCAAAGCAGUCACCGGGCCUUGCCGUGCCGCCUUCCCACGCUGGUACUUUGAUGUGGAGAAGAACUCCUGUGACAACUUCAUCUACGGAGGGUGCCGGGGCAAUAAGAACAGCUAUGUCUCUGAGGAGGCGUGCAUGCAGCGCUGCUCUGGCAAGCAGCUGUACCCCGUCCUGCCCCGCGGCACUAAAGUGGUGGUCCUGGUGGGGCUGUUUGUGAUGGUCCUGAUCGUCCUGCUGGGGGCCUCCGUGGUCUGCCUGCUCAGGGUGGCGCGGAGGAACCAGGAGCGCACCCUCCGCACCGUCUGGAGCUCCGGGGACGACAAGGAGCACCUGGUGAAGAACACCUACGUCCUGUGAAUGCCCCGCCACCAAGAGGCCGACUUCCUCGGCCUCCCUGACAACAAAGAGAACCUGGGGGGGGGGGGGAACGAGUGUAGAAUGUGUGUGUGCUUUUUAAAAUAGAGUGAGUGGUUUGUAUUUGUGCGAUCAUCAGAGGGUUGGGUCUGUUUGUUUCUCCAAAAGGUAAGCGGGCUGCCUCCUGCUCUCCUGCCUGGCUCUGCUCCCGAGUCCCUCUCGCGGGCGGCUCUGGCUCAUGUGGUGGUGGUCUGGGCCCCGACGGAGUCGGCUGCGCUUCAGUUUAGUUCUUUGCCCCAGGUAUUAGUUCUCUUUGCUUACCUUGAGUCCUGUAGCGUCCUUUCCCAUCACAAAAGUCAUGUUUUAAUAGUUUUCUUUGUUUUUUGAUUUGUGUGUGUGUUUUUUAAGCAGUAACAAAAGUUUUUUUUUAUUAGGCUUCUGAAAGGAAGAGAAUAAAAUGUACAAGCUUAAUAAAAAGGGCCUUCCCUUUAAAAUAAA
Molecule: messenger RNA, 1731 nt
Organism: Suricata suricatta (meerkat)
Lineage: Eukaryota; Metazoa; Chordata; Mammalia; Carnivora; Herpestidae
Gene: SPINT2
Product: serine peptidase inhibitor, Kunitz type 2
Exons: 7
Coding region: 478-1236 (252 amino acids)
Molecular function (GO): serine-type endopeptidase inhibitor activity
Source: RefSeq, a predicted model, not a curated record